AUGUCAACUAAAAAGGAGGAUGAGGAGGAUGAGGGGGGUGAGGAGGAUGAAGGGGGUGAGGGGGAUGAGGAGGAAGAGGAGGAUGAGGAGGAUGAGGAGGAUGAGGGGGAUGAGGGGGAUGAGGAGGAAGAGGAGGAAGAGGAGGAUGAGGGGGAUGAGGAGAAUAGGGAGGAAGAGGGGGAUGAGGGGGGUGAGGGGGAUGAGGAGGAAGAGGAGGAUGAGGGGGGUGAGGGGGUGAGGGGGAUGAGGGGGGUGAGGGGGAUGAGGAGGAAGAGGAGGAUGAGGGGGGUGAGGGGUGAGGGGGAUGAGGAGGAUGAGGGGGAUGAGGAGGAAGAGGAGGAUGAGGGGGGUGAGGGGGUGAGGGGGUGA
This is a messenger RNA of Patiria miniata (bat star), 369 nucleotides long. Its product is annotated as acidic leucine-rich nuclear phosphoprotein 32-related protein 2-like. The coding region runs from base 1 to 369 and encodes 122 amino acids. The transcript has 2 exons. The record is from RefSeq and is a predicted model, not a curated record. Lineage: Eukaryota; Metazoa; Echinodermata; Asteroidea; Valvatida; Asterinidae.